Molecule: messenger RNA, 2574 nt
Organism: Rotaria sp. Silwood2
Lineage: Eukaryota; Metazoa; Rotifera; Eurotatoria; Philodinida; Philodinidae
Source: the annotation of a GenBank genome assembly
AUGCACAUCAAAUGUGAUCGUGGUGGCUCGCCGUUAUGUCUCGAUUGGCGCGAGGUGUGUAAUGGUCGAAUUGAUUGUCUAGAUGGAGGUGCCGAUGAGGCGGAAUGUUUUGAAUUGGAAGUAAAUGAAUGUAAUGAAGAUAAAUAUCGAUGUCACAAUGGAGAGUGCAUUCCAAAAGAAUUUUGGGAAAAUGGAGAUAUUUUUGGGGACUGUCUCGAUAAUUCAGACAUAUAUUACGAACAUAAUUGUAAUAACGUAUAUUGGAUAUCUCGACUUGAAUGUCAAGAACAUUUAUGUCGGCCAAAUGAAGGACAAUUUUCAUGUGGAGAUGGACAAUGUGUGGAAGAUUUCCAAGCAUGUCGCAAUGGACGGCAUAUUUUGUUAGCUGAAUCAAUGAGUGCUCAAGGUAAUUUAUCGCAAACUUGUUGGAUGGCCAUGGUUUGUCUUACUAAAAUUAUUGAUCAUGUCGUUGGAAUGUCUUGUAAACAAUACUUCGAAUCAUCUUACAGUAGUGCUCAUCUAUACAGUUGUGAAUCUUUUACUCAAUUUCCAAUAAUAUCUAUUCUUCAAGGUCAUGUACGAUUUCUAUACCAUCCGAAAAAUAUUCUUAAUAAAAACUUUAAAUUAGCCCUUAUACCCGAUUAUGUUUGUUAUGAUAACCAAUUGUGUAAGUUUCUCAAGCCAACAUUUCGAAAUGGAAACGACACUUGUCGACACAAUUAUGAAAUGGGUCUUGACCCGAAUAUAACAUAUCAUAAUUGGAAAUCUAUGGUUGAUUCGAUCAAACCAUAUUUUCGGGGUUGUUUGACUAGAAACAAUGCCGAAAACGAUUCUCAACAUUUAUCGCUCUACCAUUGCAAGAACUCAUCGAAAUCUAUUUCGAAACAUCGAAUUAUUGACGGUAUUUCAGAUUGUCAUUUGAAUGAUGACGAACAAGAAUUCGAACUCAGCUGUUUGAUUAAUAAUGCAUCUCGUUUCAAAUGUUCCAAUGAAAUAAUGUGUCGUUCACCAUUGAUCUCGAGGGAUAUAUGUCCUUUCGAAAACAAACAUAAUCUAGAUGAUCUCGCUUUCCAAGAAAUAUGUGACCGAAAUGAACAACUGUUACCCAUAAUAAUUGAUGGACGAAAUCAUACGGACGAGACUGAUUGCGAACAUUGGCAAUGCAACAAUAUCUAUACGCGAUGUGACAAAUUUUGGAAUUGUCCUGAUGGAACCGAUGAAGAGAAUUGUACUCGAUCAAUUUGCCCUUCACAUAGUCUUUCGUGUGUGUCUCCGUUCAAUUAUACAUUAACAUGCUUAUCGGCAGAUCAAGUUAGUGAUGGAAUUAUCGAUUGUCUUGGAGCAGCAGAUGAACUUCAAUAUUGUCGAACACAGAGCCAUGCUUUCGGCAUCUAUCACGGAUUCCGUUGUUUUAAUGAUACUACAUGUGUGGGAUCUUCUUAUUUAUGUGACUCUCGUAGGCAUUGCCGACAUAAUGAUGACGAAGCAUUUUGUGGAGAUCGUCGUCACAUAUGUCACCCAAGUAUAGUUCAUAAUCGUACCAAUCUCGAGAACGCUCUUUGUGAUAUUGGUGAUCUAAAAGAACAAGUUAUAUUUUCGUUCGAAACUUUACCUCUGUAUCCUUCAACUGAAAACAGAAUGAUCAAUAAUAUUACAGAAUGGCCAAUAGAGCAACGUCAUAUUAUACAGGACAUUAAAACUAAGUUCGAUGACCCGUCAUGGGCAUGGUAUUGCAAUCAUGGCCUCUACGCUCGUUUUCGGGUCAAUGAACAUAAUGAUACUUAUAGAUGCUUUUGUCCACCAUAUUAUUACGGCGAUAGAUGUCAAUAUCAAAAUCAACGAGUUAGUCUCACCUUGAGGCUAACAUCAUUCGACCAACAUAGCAUUUAUACAAUUGUUAUCUUCUUAAUCAGUGAUGAUGGUGAUCAACAAGAACUCAAUUCAUAUGAUCAAGUAACUUACAUUCCCGGUCGCAGUUGUCAAGCAUUUUUUUACUUCUAUUUGUUGUAUUCAAUGAGACCGAAGAAUAAUUCAAAGAACUAUAGUAUUCAUGUGGAUGCAUUUUCCAAAACUUCUUUAACUUAUUUGGCGAGUUGGCAUUUGAAAAUUCCUUUUCUUUUUCUACCCGUCAAUCGAUUAGUCGCUAAAUUUGCGAUACCGAUUCAUCAAACUUAUAGUCAUCACCAUUGUCCUUUCUCAUGUCACAAUGGCGAGUGCAUGAAAUAUAUCAAUAAUGACAAGUACUUUUGUCGAUGCCACAUAGGAUGGUCUGGUGCUCGAUGUAACAUUCCUAUUGAUUGUAGUGACUGUUCAUCUGAUUCUGUAUGCAUCGGUUCAUUUCGUAAUCGAUCAAUAUGUGUUUGUCCUCUCAAUAAGUUUGGUUUACGUUGUCUGCUUACAUAUUCAUGUCCAGCAAACUUUUGCAAAAAUGGUGGCCAAUGUAUAGUAGUUGAUACGAGGAUGGCUGACGACAGUUAUACAUGCAUUUGUUCUGAACAAUUUACUGGAGAGACAUGUAAUGAUUCAAAGAGUAUAAUAUUGAUUUCCUUUCACAACCCAUGUAACCAUUUUUAG